AUGUCGACGUCCACGAAUCCACUCGAUCUCGGUGCGCCCAUUGGUGCUCGUUCGUCCUCUAACCCUGCUUACAACAACAACGAAGACCUAAACGUCGCCUCUCAACCUCUCGACCCCACUCACCCCGUCUUACAGCACACCCGAACGGCCCCUACGACCUUCCCAAUCAACUCUCUAGCUCACGAGCAAACUACCAGCGAGAAACCACCUAUGAAAAACGACGAAUCUCGCUCCGGGUCGGAAAGCCCUACUCCGACUUUACCAGUUGCUGGAGCAGGGGGAUUACACGGACAGCCUCAGCCAGGUACAAAAGCGUUUGAGGGUAUUCAGGGGGAUCAGAAAGAUCAUCAAGCUGGUACGAUCGGUGAAAAGGGAGAUCAAGAUGUAGGCUUGUUGGCAAGAGAGGAGUUAGGAUUCAAUGAGAAACAUGGACAUGGACAUGGGCUACAUAGGAUUUUAUCACGUAAAUCGCACAAAGAAGAAGAGAGGGAUGGAUUCACCAAAAUCGAAAGGACUUCAACUGGUACGCAGGUGAAACAUCAUACCCAUACUGCAUCUGGCACGGAUACAGUCCAAGGUGUAGGGAUGGUACCCAUUUCGAGGCAAUACUCAACUCCUCCAGCUGUCAGUCCAUUUGGAGGUGUAGCUCCCACAGGAAGCGAUGCGGAGAUGGGUCUGAGGGCCCUAAGAAGUAGGGAAGAAGAGGAUGAGAGGGACCAGGAGAGGGAAGAGAAAGGUCCGGAUCCUUGGGCCGUGAAAUUUGAGCCGGGGGAGAAGAUCAACCCGAAGAACUGGGGCGUCCUUUACCGAUGGGGACUAACAGGUAUCGCCGGGUUACUCGUACUCAAUUCAACCUUCGCCUCAUCCUCCCCAUCCGGUAUCGUACAAGAUAUGGAGGAAUACUUCGGUUUCUCCCAAGAAGUAGCUGUCCUAACAAUCUCCUUGUUUGUGGCUGGUUAUUGUAUAGGUCCUAUCCUAUGGGGUCCUUUAUCCGAAUCCUACGGUCGACGACCCAUCUUCAUCCUAUCUUUCAUCGUCUACACCGGUAUGCAAGUGGGCUGUGCCCUGUCCAAAAACACAGCAUCUAUCUUGAUAUUUAGAUUGCUCGGUGGAAUAUUCGCUUCUGCACCAUUGACCAAUUCAGGUGCUAUGAUUGCCGAUAUUUGGGAUACGGAUCAUCGCGGACAGGCAAUGAGUCUUUUCGCACUGGCUCCAUUCGCUGGUCCAAGUGUUGGGCCAAUUGUAGCUGGAGCUAUUCAGGUUACUGGUACUAGUUGGAGAUGGGUUUAUUGGAUUCUAACGAUAUUCGCUGGAGUCUGUUUGGCAGUUAUCGUUGUGUUCGUUCCUGAGACAUACGCACCAAAGAUCUUGGUUCAUAAAGCGAAGAGGUUAAGGAAAGAUACUCAGGAAGAAAGAUGGUAUGCACCUCUCGAAAAAGUAGAUAAUAGAUGGAAAUCUAGAUUAUAUGAUAUCUUGGCUAAACCUUUUGUCAUCCUCGCUCUCGAACCUAUGUUGUUGGCAGUCACGAUGUACAUGUCUUUCGUGUAUGGUGUGGUGUAUCUCUUGUUCGAAGCUUAUCCAUUUGUUUUCGUUAUCAAUCACGGAUUCAACAAUCUCCAAAACGGUCUUUGUUUCUUAGGAUUCUUCACGGGUGGUGUAAUCUGUGUUAUCCUAUUCAUGACAGUGAUCGAACCUCGGUUCCAACGACACGCAGCUAAAGUCGCACCACUCCCACCUCGACCUGAAAAGAGAUUAGAACUUUGUGUGAUUUCAGGAUGGAGCUUGGUCAUUGCCAUGUUCUGGUUUGGAUGGACCUCUUACAGCUCAAUCCAUUGGAUAUCACCUGUCAUUGCUGGUGGAUUGAUUGGUAUUGGGACUUUGGGAAUGUUCGUUUCGCUAUUCAAUUAUAUCGUUGAUGUUUACCUCUGGUCUGCUGCGAGUGCUUUGGCCGGUGCGACUAUCGUUCGAUCGCUAUUCGGUGCUGCUUUCCCUCUCUUCGCUACUCAGAUGUACGAAAAAUUAGGAACUCAAUGGGCAUCUUCCCUCCUCGGGUUCCUGGCUUUACUUCUGGCUCCCAUUCCUAUCGUCUUGAUGAUCUUCGGUCCCAAGUUGAGAGCGAGAUCAAAGUUCUCACCUAACAAGACUGUCCAUUAA
Molecule: messenger RNA, 2154 nt
Organism: Kwoniella mangroviensis CBS 8507
Lineage: Eukaryota; Fungi; Basidiomycota; Tremellomycetes; Tremellales; Cryptococcaceae
Exons: 12
Coding region: 1-2154 (717 amino acids)
Biological process (GO): transmembrane transport
Cellular component (GO): plasma membrane
Molecular function (GO): transmembrane transporter activity
Source: RefSeq, a predicted model, not a curated record